GUUAGCUUGCUACUAGUAAAAUGGCUAGCUGCUGAUUAUCUAACUAGCCUGUGUAAGAUUAGCAGAGUCCUUAUGGCAAUUUGAUGUGUAGCUAGCUAACGUGUCCAUUGUUUAUUAUAACGCUACAUCUUGGAAACUAGCAUGUCAGUGACGAACAUCGUGUAAAAUGUGCUAAUAUAACUUGCUAGUACGCUCGCAAGUGUAACGUUAGACAAAGGGGAAUAAAGCGAUCUGUGCGAAAUAAGGUGCACGAGAUGCAGGAGGGAAAUAUUAAUGAUGCUUUGCCUUCCUCCAAGAACCACACAGGCACCCACCCCAUGCAGACUCCGAAGAACGAGGAUGCCUAUGAAAUCUCCAUUCCCUUCGAGGAGAACAACUUUGAGCAGCAAGGCUUCUUCAACCAGAAUGAACAGAGUUUUGACGAGUCGCCCCCUCCCUCGGGCGCCCCCCCACCAGGCAGCUCGUACCUUCUGAUCACCAACCUGCGGACGCAGCUGCAGAUCUCCCUGGAGAAGAACUCGUGGCUGCACAAACGCAUCGAGGACCUGGAGGAGGAGAGGGACUUCCUGCGUUGCCAGCUGGACCGCUUCAUCUUCUCUACCAAGACCCAGGGCCAUCAGAACCAGGGCCCCAGCGAGAGCCAGUACAGCAAUGGCUAUGACUCUAGACGUUUUGAAUGGAAGCCGAGGAGAGAGGGGGAGCGGCCAGCUGAGCAGAAGUCCGAGCCACAGCGUUUCACAUCUCGUCAGAUAUUCCAGCGAAGACCAUCCCCCACUGCCAUGGCCCCACCCAAAAACCACACUUCCAGCACGAUAGCCAAUCAGAUGGCCGCGAUGAGCUCCAUGUUCAGCUCCGGGGCCUCCCAGACCCUCUUGCAGGGGCACAGCAGUGGCAGUAGCAGCGCUAUUAGAGCCACCAUGAGUGACAUGAAUGCACACRGGAGUGUAGGUCCAGGUAAUGGGAUCCAGACUAGAGGUUGACAUAUGAACAGGACUCUUGCAGGUGCCAAAGGAUUCUGGCAGGAAUGGGAGAGGCCUCCCGAGUAGUGCAGUGGUCUAAGGCCCUGCAUUGCAGUGCUAGCUGUGCCACUAGAGAUUCUGGGUUCG
Salvelinus sp. IW2-2015 is the source of this 1106-nucleotide messenger RNA. RefSeq lists its product as uncharacterized. Gene Ontology annotation, cellular component: nucleoplasm. NCBI's taxonomy places the organism in Eukaryota, Metazoa, Chordata, Actinopteri, Salmoniformes, Salmonidae. The record is from RefSeq and is a predicted model, not a curated record.